AGCCAGGGGACCAUCUAGGGUGGGCUUCCCAGACUGGGGUCCCCUUCAAGGCAGUGAGGGCUUUUCUGUCAUUGUACGGCGCAGGGAAUCAGCCCCGGGGUGACCCUUUCUCUGUGUCCUGCUCCAGACCCACGGCAGAGGCGGCUGGCUCCAGAGACAAAGGGAAGGCCGGCUUCGUGGCUACAGCUAGUCCAGGCGCUCCUUCAGACCCCUGUGUGGGAGCUACGGCUGGUGUCACCUGCCUCAGCCCCUGCAGAGCCAGAGGACAUCCCGUCAGAGGCCUCAGCUCUGAGGCAAGGCCCCAAGCUGGAGCCCCAUGAGCCCUCGGGCAUGGGGCCAGGAGCAACUGCCGUAAUGGUACCAGGCCUUGCAGAGCCAGAGCCAUGUCCAGACCCCAUGAGCCCCUGGGACAUCCCAGGAGUGGUCUCAGCCCCGGUGCCAGGCCCCGAGCUGGAGCCCCAUGAGCCCCCGGGCCUGGGUCCCGUGGCACCUGCAGGAAUGGCACCGGGCCUGGCAGAGCCAGAGGCGGACCCGGAGCCCACCAGCGACUGUGUCGCGAUCACCCGGGACAUGCCAAGGACGAAGGAGCAGACCAUCCUGCAGUUCCCCGCCCACCUGGUGGCCGAGCAGCUGACCCUGAUGUGUGCGGAGCUGUACAGCAGGAUUGAAUACGGCGAAUGCAAGGCCUACUUAGACAGCCAGCCACUGAUGGAAGGCACUGAGCUCCUGGCCCCCAACGUGCAAAUGGUCAUCAGGCAAUUCGAUGCCAUGGUUACCUUGGUCAUCUCCUCCUGCCUCGGGACCGUGACCAUGAUGGCCCAGGACAGGGCCCAAGUGGUGGAGUUCUGGAUCCGGGUGGCUGAGGUGUGUCAUGGGAUGGCCCCUGGGAUCCCUCCUUUGCCAGCUCUCAGGAUGGUUGUCUGCGGUCUGCCCUGAAUGGUCACUGAGCCCCUCGUGCCAGGGGCAUGAGGAUGUGGACUCGCAGGCUCCGGGGGUGGGACAGCCAUGCCUGGCCCCUUCCUUGGGUUGAGCUACAGUCCUCCACCCAGGAGGGCUGCCCAGCAGGUACCAGGUGUGCUGGGCUCCCUGGGUGUCUGUCUCCUUAAGGACAGGAGUUCAUGGGGGGACAGAGCAGAGAAGCAGGCCAGGCUCUCAGCUCUGUCUUCCCUCCCAGGAGUGUCUGGCCCUCAAGAAUUUCGCUGCCCUCUGUGCCAUUCUCUUGGCCCUGCGGAGCCGUCCCAUAGGUCGUCUGGAGAGCACCUGGGGACGUGUUUCCUGGUGGGUAGUCCUGUCCCUGGGACCAGGGCACCUGAGUGGACAGGGACACCCCUACAUCUUGCAGUGUCCCUCAGUGGGCUGGGACUUCCUGGGAGGCAGCAGAGCCAGGGGCAGGGAUGGCGGGCUCUUGGGGCCCCCUGUGGGUUAGGCCAGGGUUACCCCUGCAGGAAUCAGUUUCCUGCAAUGUCAGGUGUGGGUUGAAGCCCAUUGGAGAUCUUGAG
Molecule: messenger RNA, 1499 nt
Organism: Manis pentadactyla (Chinese pangolin)
Lineage: Eukaryota; Metazoa; Chordata; Mammalia; Pholidota; Manidae
Product: ral-GDS-related protein-like
Exons: 2
Coding region: 331-936 (201 amino acids)
Biological process (GO): positive regulation of GTPase activity; Ras protein signal transduction
Cellular component (GO): plasma membrane
Molecular function (GO): guanyl-nucleotide exchange factor activity
Source: RefSeq, a predicted model, not a curated record